AUGAAUGAAGCUUAUAUUUUAUAUAUAUAUCAAAUCAAAAACGUAAACCAAAGACAAACCAAAAAUGAGUAUUUGGUGUAUUUAACUAUCUUCCAGGCAUGGUUUGAAAGGCUAAUAGAUUGUGCUUAUCAAGUUAAUGAGCUAGAAAUUAAUCAGAAAUGUAACGAGAAGUUGGAGAUGGUAACUACCGGGUGUGGUACAAUGGUUCCCAACACCAGGGACCUUGAGGUUUACUAUUGGAAUAACCAAAAAACUGUGGGUAAACCAGCACUUGAUAUUCCCAAAUAUAUACUCUACAAAUUACAGAAUUAG
Messenger RNA from Phycomyces blakesleeanus NRRL 1555(-), 312 nucleotides. RefSeq lists its product as hypothetical. Bases 1 to 312 code for a protein of 103 amino acids. The transcript has 6 exons. The record is from RefSeq and is a predicted model, not a curated record. NCBI's taxonomy places the organism in Eukaryota, Fungi, Mucoromycota, Mucoromycetes, Mucorales, Phycomycetaceae.